This is a messenger RNA of Xyrauchen texanus (razorback sucker), 423 nucleotides long. RefSeq names its product dnaJ homolog subfamily A member 3, mitochondrial-like. Gene Ontology annotation, cellular component: mitochondrion. The transcript is spliced from 4 exons. Gene Ontology annotation, molecular function: protein kinase binding. The record is from RefSeq and is a predicted model, not a curated record. Gene Ontology annotation, biological process: negative regulation of apoptotic process; mitochondrion organization. Lineage: Eukaryota; Metazoa; Chordata; Actinopteri; Cypriniformes; Catostomidae. The coding region runs from base 1 to 423 and encodes 140 amino acids.
AUGGAGAUAUUUCGUCCUUUUGACGACAAGGGGUCUCGCAGUUAUGAAACGGGGGGUAAUUUAAGCUGCUGGAGGCAUGGAGGAGGUGUCAUUGAAGUGGGUUUCAGGACUUCUAUGAGGUUUUGGGGGGUCCCUCAUACAGCCACUCAGAAAGAGAUUAAGAAUGCAUACUACCAGUUGGCCAAGAAAUACAAUCCAGACACCAACCCAGACGACCCCCAAGCAAAAGAGAGGUUUGCCAAACCGGCCGAAUCAAAUGAGGUAAAAGUUCUUCAAGGCUCUGAACAGUUGGGUUGUACCUAUCUUCAGGUUCGUUUUUCACUCAAAGAAGGACACAGAAGGAGCAAGAAAGAAACACAAAGACUCGCCAGAGGAGCAGAUGAUAUUUCCAAUCUCCCAUCUGCUUAUACAGAUCGAUUGUGA